Messenger RNA from Microbotryum saponariae, 6166 nucleotides. The record is from the annotation of a GenBank genome assembly. Lineage: Eukaryota; Fungi; Basidiomycota; Microbotryomycetes; Microbotryales; Microbotryaceae.
AUGACCACGACACCACCCCUCGCGACGGGUGCCAACCCUCCGAUUCCCGCCGAACAGCUCGCCGCACUUACAUCGCUGCUGUCGGGUCUCACCGCUGCCGCUUCCGGCACUGCCACACCCGCCACGACGUCCGGCACCACUCGCACUGCCUUUCCAAAGCACGCACGCUUGGAUGGUGCGAAGACCUUCGCGAACUGGACACGCCAACUUCGCCUGUGCCUAGCGGACGACAUCCGCUCGUACGUCCUCGACGGUAUCGCACCCGACGACUGGACACCUUCGCAACGCUCCGCUCGCGACGCCGUCGCUCGUGAGGUCCUUGCGAAUUCGAUUGACUCGGCCGAAGUCUCGGCAGUCCUCGACAAAAUCCCUACCGCCGACCUGACAGCGCCGACAAUCUACUCGACGCUGAAAUCGCGGUACGCCCUGACGACGCCACCCGCACGCUCGAGCUCUUCUCACGACUCUGGGGUUUCCGUCCCAUGCCCGGCACGGUUGCCGAAUUCGACGGGUGGAUCAUGGACUUCAAAGCCGUUGCGCAAGAGAUCAUCGACACAAAGACAACUAUCAAUGAUGUUCUCGCCACACUCCUCCUUGCAAUCGCCCACCCGUCCCUCGAGAGCUUCAAGGCGUCGUUCACCGAUGAACAGCGCACGCAACGAACUCUCCCCGACAUUGAUUCGCUUGCCGACCGUAUGCGAGUCCAACUUCGGUCAACGAACAUCCCCAGCACUCAAUCGGCCCUUCUUGCCUCGUCGUCGUCACGUUCUACUCGUCUCAAGUGUCUCGCCUGUCGCAGCCCUUCGCACCGAGUCGCGGAGUGCCCUACGAGGGCGCAACACCCGCCGCCAGGACCCUGUCGCUCCUGCAAGAAGAAGGAUCACUGGUCUCUCGACUGCAAGAAGGCGCUCGAGGACGGCAAAAAGCCCGACACCGCUGACUCGACCGUCGACUCGCAACACCAUGUCGGAUGUCUCGCCACCGGUCUUCUCGGCUCGUCGUCGCCAGCUUCGCAACCACUCUUUUGUCGUCGACUCGGGCGCCACUUCGCACAUGGUCUCGGACAAGUCGCUGUUCACGACCUAUCGCCAUAUCGCUCCUACGAAGAUUGGUGGUAUUGCAGGGGGCAUCAACGCCAUCGGAACGGGAAACAUCGCCUUCAUUGCCGCCUCGGGUCAUCCGAUCACGCUUACCGGCGUGCUGCACACUCCGGGCCUGUUUGUCAAUCUUCUCUCGGUCUCUCGACUUUGCGACACCGACGAUGUCCGUGUCGCCUUCACAAAACACGGCAUCCACAUUGACAAGGACGGCAACGACAUCGCUGAAGGCGCACGACUCGACGAAGGGCUCUACUUGCUGGACGCUGAUCAUUCCAAAUGUCAGCACCUUGCUCUCCUUUCUCGCUCACAGUCGUCCGUGCCCCUGCUGACUCUCCAUCGCUGCCUCGGCCAUCUCGCACCGUCCUCCAUACAGAAGAUGGUUGCCGCUGGUUUGCUGGAGGGUCUCAGGGCCGGAUAUAGUGACGAAGAGGUAGAGAAGUUUGUCUGCAAUGCUUGCCUCAGCGCAAAGGGCCAUCGUCUUCCCUUUCCCGAUUCGGAUUCGCACUCCUCAGAGAGACUCGGCCUUGUACACAGCGAUGUGCUUUCCUUCCCCGAGCGGUCCUUGACUGGCAAACGUUACCUGGUCACAUUCCUUGACGAUUACUCGCGCAAACUCUGGGCCUACGCAAUCGGACACAAAAGCGAAGUCUUCGGCAUAUUCAAAACUUGGCUAGCCGAGGUUGAACUCGAGACGGGUGCGACGCUGAAGGUCCUCCGAACCGACAACGGUGGCGAAUACUGUUCGAGAGCGUUCACAGAGUUCUGCAAGACACGAGGCACCCGUCGACAAUACUCUAUCCCACGCACGCCUCAACAGAACGGUCGUGCAGAGCGGGUCAAUCGUUCCAUUGUCGAAGGCGUCCUUGCCCUCCUUGUCGACGCCCACCUACCCAAGACAUUCUGGGAGGAGGCUGCAGCUUAUUUCGUUUACUGCAAGAACCUGUGUCAACACGCGGCCCUGGACAAGGCAACACCAAACUCCGUCUGGCAGGGUGACCACACCACUGCCUCGGCGCUUCACCCGUUCGGCUGUACAGCUUGGCUUACGGUCGCGCCCGAACUUCGCUCCAAACUCGACCCGAAGGCGGUUCGCGUUUUUUUCACCGGCUACGACCUGGCUUCAAAAGCCUUUCGCUUCUACGACACUACAACACAGAAGAUUAUACUUGGCAGAAAUGCCACGUUCCUCGACACUGAAUUCCCCGGAUUACAUGGCGACCCCACUGAGCAAGACGGCGACACGCACUUCGCCAGCGCUCCCACCACCGAAUCUCAAACCGUUGUCAAGACAUGGACCCCACUAGUAAGGUCGGCGCACAUGGACGUCUCAUCCCCCCUUGAUGAUUCUGCCAUGAGCGCCGUUGACGUGGCCCCAGGGUACACUGGCGGAACCUUACUUAACUUCACAGAUGCCGAAUCGUCCUCGUCACCGUCGCCUGCGUCGCCCUCAUCACCGUCGUCUGCGCCAUCGCCUGCACUUUCACCAUCGUCGGCUGCGUCAUCGUCACCCUCGGCCUUACCGACCGACUCUGAAGACUCCGCCGAUCCCCUCGACCUCCUCGGCUCACAGCCCCAGGUUCGCCUCGAUCUACAGGACGUGCACCACCCAGACUUCAGCACGUACCGCGAGCCCGCAUCGGCUGAGGAGUCGCCCGACGAACUCGACCUCAUUGGGCGCCACUCUCGCGACGAAUCUCCGGACGAAAUCGAUUUCCUCACCCGACACCACCGCGCCUUCAUCGCCAUCGACGACGACACCUCUGACACAGAGGCAAUUCAGCCAGUCAAGUCCAUCACGAGCGACCCACAGACCUGGCGCGAGGCGAUGUCUAGCGACAAGCGUGAAGUAUGGGCCAAAGCCGCCACCGACGAGUUCACCUCCAUGCGCGACGACUUCAAGGUCUUCACCAUCGAGGACCGAGCCACGGUGCCCGCGGGUGCGACUAUCGUUACAUCCAAGUUCGUCUGGAAAACGAAACGGAACGCACUCGGCGAAGUCACUGGACACAAGGCAAGGCUGGUCGCGCAAGGCAAUCGGCAACGCGACGGCAUCGACUUCAACGAAACGUUCGCACCGGUCGCACGCUUCUCCUCGAUACGCUCACUCCUCGCGCUGGCGGCCGCCAACGGCUUGCACGUGCACCAGGCGGACAUCGACAAAGCAUAUCUGCAUGGCGACCUUGACCACGACAUCUGGAUGACGGCACCGCGCGGCUUCGACCUUCCCAGCGACAAGGUGCUUCGCCUGCGACGCUCCAUCUACGGGCUCAAACAGGCUGGCCGAAUCUGGAAUCGACACAUCGACGCUUCGCUUCGGGCCCUCGGUUACACGGCGACGGGCACCGACCACUGCGUAUACUCUUGGCUCGAUGAUCGUCAAUGUCCACACUACAUCGCACUGUACGUCGACGACCUCCUGAUGAUCAGCCCGGAACUGGCCGAAAUCGAACGUGUCAUCUCAGGCCUGGACCAACGCUACGGAGUCAAGCGCCUCGGCCCGGCCGAGUAUAUCCUCGGCAUCCAGAUCAGGCGGUUCGACGACGGCUCUAUCGCCCUAUCCCAGGAACGGUACAUCAUGGACGUGCUCGCUCGGUUCCACUUCGACACCACGACUCGCGGCACUACAGUUCCGAUGACUCCCGGCCUUUCGCUCACUGCUAUCCCGGGUCAAGGCACCGAACGGAUCAGGUCAUGGUAUCUGCAGGCUAUCGGCUCGCUCCUCUACAUUUCGCUCGGUACCCGCCCUGACAUCGCCUUCGCCGUGUCCUACCUGGCCCGCUUCGCCAACAACCCCGGUCGUCGUCAUUGGAUUGCGGUCAAGCACAUCCUACGCUAUCUCCGGGCCACGUAUCGCAACGAACUCGUGUAUGCUCGCGGCCAGGCUCGCAUCACGGGUGUGGUAGGCUACUCCGACGCGAACUGGGGGGCCUGCAUCGACACAUCGGUGUCCACCAUGGGCUACGUCUUCUACAUCGCUGGCUCGGCCGUGUCCUGGUCGUCCAAACGCCAGUCUCGAGUUGCCGAUUCGACCACCGACGCUGAAUACCUCGCCCUCUCGCAUGCUGGCAAGGAAGGGAUUUACCUCAGUCAGCUGCUCGAAGAGCUCCAUGUACAACCUGUUGCACCGGCUCACAUCUUUACUGACAACGAAGCCGCUGCUGCAGUUGCUCACGAUCCUGUCCGCGUCUCUGGCACUCGCACAUACGCUUGCGUGAGCACUUCGUUCGGGACAUGGUGAAUCGGGGCGACAUCUCUCUCUCGCAUGUGGGUACCAGCGACAUGGUGGCCGACAUCUUCACCAAGGCUCUCGGCCCAAAGGUCUUCUCAACGCACUGCUACGCCCUCGGCCUUCGCACUCGACACCCGCGGCUUGGGUCUGCCUCGCAUUCGCGUGGGGGGGGGGUGUGAAGAGUCCACUCUCAGCUCGACAGGGGCGCCUCGGUCGUUGCGCGCACUUGCUAGCCCGCCCCCGGCGGUGGGGACUUAGACGCGCGCGACUGCCUCAGCGCGCCAGCGCCGGCGGAUUCAUGCGCGCGCCCGCUAGCCCGCCCCCUUGCGGUGGGGACUUAGGCGCGCCGGCGAUUUCACCCGCGGCUGACUUAGGGAUGUACAUUGUCACGCGCCUGGGACUAUCCCAGCGUGGCCCCCCCCUUUCUGUUUCUUAGCUUCCUUCUCAUCACUUCUGUUCGACUCUCAACCUCUCCUGACAGUAGUGGUGAACGUCUCAUAGGUACGCUGAAAUAGAUCACUUCUGUUCGACUCUCAACCUCUCCUGACAGUAGUGGUGAACGUCUCAUAGGUUAUAAGCCCACGAGCCACCAGCUGGCAUGACCACGACACCACCCCUCGCGACGGGUGCCAACCCUCCGAUUCCCGCCGAACAGCUCGCCGCACUUACAUCGCUGCUGUCGGGUCUCACCGCUGCCGCUUCCGGCACUGCCACACCCGCCACGACGUCCGGCACCACUCGCACUGCCUUUCCAAAGCACGCACGCUUGGAUGGUGCGAAGACCUUCGCGAACUGGACACGCCAACUUCGCCUGUGCCUAGCGGACGACAUCCGCUCGUACGUCCUCGACGGUAUCACACCCGACGACUGGACACCUUCGCAACGCUCCGCUCGCGACGCCGUCGCUCGUGAGGUCCUUGCGAAUUCGAUUGACUCGGCCGAAGUCUCGGCAGUCCUCGACAAAAUCCCUACCGCCGACCUGACAGCGCCGACAAUCUACUCGACGCUGAAAUCGCGGUACGCCCCUGACGACGCCACCCGCACGCUCGAGCUCUUCUCACGACUCUGGGGUUUCCGUCCCAUGCCCGGCACGGUUGCCGAAUUCGACGGGUGGAUCAUGGACUUCAAAGCCGUUGCGCAAGAGAUCAUCGACACAAAGACAACUAUCAAUGAUGUUCUCGCCACACUCCUCCUUGCAAUCGCCCACCCGUCCCUCGAGAGCUUCAAGGCGUCGUUCACCGAUGAACAGCGCACGCAACGAACUCUCCCCGACAUUGAUUCGCUUGCCGACCGUAUGCGAGUCCAACUUCGGUCAACGAACAUCCCCAGCACUCAAUCGGCCCUUCUUGCCUCGUCGUCGUCACGUUCUACUCGUCUCAAGUGUCUCGCCUGUCGCAGCCCUUCGCACCGAGUCGCGGAGUGCCCUACGAGGGCGCAACACCCGCCGCCAGGACCCUGUCGCUCCUGCAAGAAGAAGGAUCACUGGUCUCUCGACUGCAAGAAGGCGCUCGAGGACGGCAAAAAGCCCGACACCGCUGACUCGACCGUCGACUCGCAACACCAUGUCGGAUGUCUCGCCACCGGUCUUCUCGCUCGUCGUCGCCAGCUUCGCAACCACUCUUUUGUCGUCGACUCGGGCGCCACUUCGCACAUGGUCUCGGACAAGUCGCUGUUCACGACCUAUCGCCAUAUCGCUCCUACGAAGAUGUGAGGAAUCCACUCUCCGCUCGGCUCAGGACUUAGGCGGCGGAGCGAACCGGGCGCGGACUUAGGCGCGCGGAGUGAGCCGGGCGCCCCGGCCCAGGACUUAGGCGCGCGAAGCGAGCCUGGGACUUAG